Coccinella septempunctata (seven-spotted ladybird) is the source of this 3275-nucleotide messenger RNA. Its product is annotated as endoplasmic reticulum metallopeptidase 1-like. Gene Ontology annotation, molecular function: metalloexopeptidase activity. The transcript has 11 exons. Gene Ontology annotation, biological process: proteolysis. Bases 447 to 3068 code for a protein of 873 amino acids. The record is from RefSeq and is a predicted model, not a curated record. NCBI's taxonomy places the organism in Eukaryota, Metazoa, Arthropoda, Insecta, Coleoptera, Coccinellidae.
GUUAGGUUAAUUUCUUUUUUGAAAUUAACAUUAUUCAUGCUUAAUUAAAUUGACAAAAAAAAAUUCUCUCAUUCUUCAGAAUAUUUUCAAACUGUAAUAUAAAGUCUGGCUUUUUAUUCCUCAUCAUCAGAAGUAUAUAUAUAUUAUAUCUGAAUUUCAUACUUUUCGCAAGAUCAAAGUUUAUACUCAUAACUCGAACGCACGAGAUGCUCUCUAAAAAUAAUAUCUUCAAAUAGAUAAAGGAUAAGAUUCUCGGAUCUUGCCCAAUACUAUUUUUUUGUUCAUGAUAAUUCAGUGUUUUUAUCAAAAAACAAAAACAUUUUUUCGCAAUAAAUGCGUAGACAUAGUUUAAGCCAUUAAAGUAUAAAUUAAUAACGUUGUUCGAAAACUAAGGUACAAAAUAGAUUCCCACUAUUUUUUCAACUCAUCGCUACUGAAGUUUGAAAAUGAGAAGUCGAAAAAGUGUAUCACGAGAAGAUUCUUCUCUGCCUGGUGACGAUUUUGAAAUAGGCGAAAGAAAGAGAAAAUAUCCUCCUCAAACCAUUCCGUACUAUUAUGGAAUCAUUUUUUGUUUUUUCCUUCUGCUAUUGUUGCGGUUUGUUGUUUUUCUCGAUCAGAGAUUGCCUACUCCUUUGAAGAAAGAUGAUGAGUCUCAAUAUCCCGAAAGAUUUAUAGCAGAGAGGGCUCAAGAGGAUCUGAAAUAUUUAACAGAUCUUGGUCCCCGUGUGGUGGGCUCAUAUGAAAAUGAGGUUCUGACUGUAGAGUUUUUGAAGAAGCAGAUACUGGAUAUAAUUCAUGAAGCAGAUAAAAGUCAAGAAAUCCAGUUAGAUGUACAGGUUGUCAGUGGUUCUUACUUUUUAGGCUCUAAACCUACUGGAAAGAUUAAUAUGUAUUCUAAUGUACAGAAUGUCAUAGCAAAAUUAUAUGGACGAGAUUCUAACAAUUCUUUGUUGCUCAAUGCUCACUUCGAUUCUGUACCUACUAGUCCUGGUGGCAGCGACGACGGUAUAAACUGUGCAGUAAUGCUGGAAAUCCUCCGAAAAUACUCAAAACGGAAAAUUCGCCCGUUACACAAUGUGAUAUUCCUCUUUAAUGGUGCUGAAGAGUCGGCUCUACAAGCUAGUCAUGGUUUUAUUACUAAGCAUAAAUGGGCUAAAGAAAGCAGGGUUGUAAUUAAUUUGGAAGCAGCCGGAGCCGGUGGCAAAAUUGUGAUGUUUCAAACUGGCCCCAAUAAAAUUUGGUUGAAUGAGGAUUAUGGAAAAGUUCCUCAUCCAAGGGGACAAGCUGCUUCAGAAGAAUUAUUCCAAGCAAAUGUUAUUCCAUCUGAUACAGAUUUCAGGAUAUUUAGGGACUUUGGUAACAUGGUUGGUAUAGACAUGGCAUUUGUUAAAGAUGGUUACCGUUAUCACACAAAAUAUGAUCGUUUUGAUAAUAUACCUUUGGGCUCUUAUCAACAUGUUGGCGAUAACGUUAUGUCUCUUGUAGAAAACAUGGCAAACAAUCCCGAGUUGGGAGAUGAGAAUGCCAAGUCAGGAAAAGUAGUGUUUUUUGAUUUCUUCGGAGGAUUUUUUGUAUCCUACAGUACCACAACUGCUCUCUUCGUCAAUUUGAGCGUGUUUGUUCUAUCAUUGCUGACGUUUUUCGUGAGUUUAGGAAGAUUUAAUUUGGGAAUUACAGUGAAUACCGUCUUUUACUUCCACCAAAUUCUUGCUGUGACACUUUUUGGUUGGUUAUUGUCCUUUCUGGCGGUGAUAUUUUUAGCAUACCUUAUUGAUUUAUUGGGAUAUGGAAUGAGUUGGUAUGGGCAUCCUUGGUUGGUAUUAGGGAUUUUUGUGAUUCCCACUAUUAUAACUUCCACACCAAUGCUCCUGCUAAUAAAGCCUAUGCAUAUCUCCCGCAAUGCCAAUUCUUUCAUACAAGCCCAGAUAAUUCGGCUGAUUUGGAGCUCAAUUAUGUUAAUAAUAACGUUAUUAGGUAUAAGAACUACCUAUCCGUUCUUGAUGAUAGUUUUAUUUGACACCUUGGCAUAUGCUGUAAUUCUUUUAUUGGGAUUGGAACAUUCAGCAUCAACCUGGAAAAUCGUCUAUGUAAUAUUAUCACUGAUACCUACAUCUUUCUCAAUGAGCAUCAAUAUUGAAUUAUUUGAUUUCUUCAUUCCGCUAACUGGAAGAAUUGGAAGUAAUAAAAUACCUGAUAUUAUCAUAGGAUUUGGAGCUGUUUUUUCCACCUUGUUAACUUUGACGCCUUACUAUUUUUUGGUAUCGACGUUGGAUAAGCCUAAAAAUUUUUACAAGAUAUUGGGUACCAUAUUUGCUGUAUGCUUGGUGAUCGUCUUCACACCUUUAGGAUUCCCGUAUUCUGGAAAUUAUGAAUCGCCAACACCUCAGAGAUUUUGGAUUAUGCAUAGCCAGAGAACCUUUCACGGAGAAGAUGGCGGAAUUAUAAAGAGAGAUUCUGGGUACUUCUUCUUGAAUAUGGACAGAAACUCGCCAAGAAGUGUUGCUCGAUAUGUAGAUGACCUGAAAAGAACUGCAGACCUUGAGUCUGACUGUAACAAUUUUCUCCUUUGUGGUUUGCCAUUAGCGCAUCCCAAGAUGUGCGAAGUUGUGAGGUACAGUACAUGGAUACCCUCAUCUUCGCCAAUUAUACCCGAUCCUGUGAACUUGAAAGUGAAUUCAAAAACACAAAUUUCGCCAACCUUAUUUCGAUAUAACUUAACAAUAUCUGGUCCUGAUCGAAUAAUGUUUUAUUUGUCUCCAAAGAAAGAUUUGAAAAUGAGCAAAACAAGUCUUUUGGAUAAAAUAGACGAUGAAGUAUUCUGGAAUGAUCGCCCAUAUUACUUUUUUGUCUAUACGUGUGGAAAAGAAGUGACGCCAAUAAAUGCUGUUUUCGAUAUUGAAGUACCGAUUAAUCAUACGGGACCAACAAUGGAUAUUGCUGUCGCUGGAAAUUAUGUGCAUCCUAAGAAAUUUCGAAUAACUCCAGACUUUUCUAAGUUUUUAGCCAAAUUUCCAGACUGGGCUGAUUUGACUGCUUGGGUCGCCAACUAUCAUUCAUAUGUGAUAUGAAACAGAUACGUUUCUGAACAAAGAAAGACAGAUGCUACAACCAAAUGGAGUAGAAUUUAAGAAAAAGUGAUAGAUGCAAUAAGAGAAAAAAUAUUUUACAGCGAUUUUUAAAAAUAAAAUGUGUUUUUAAUUCGCAUAUGGAAUAAAUGCUUUCUUUAUACUUAAUUUUUUACAAUACUUUCCACUAAUAAAUAAUAUCUAUGUUGA